Benincasa hispida (wax gourd) is the source of this 1838-nucleotide messenger RNA. RefSeq names its product ARM repeat superfamily protein. Lineage: Eukaryota; Viridiplantae; Streptophyta; Magnoliopsida; Cucurbitales; Cucurbitaceae. The record is from RefSeq and is a predicted model, not a curated record.
UGAAAUGAUCUCUUAAACAUGAAGAAGGAACUUAAUACAUAUCUGGCGCCCAUUGCUAUCAGCAUCUCGUAUUCCGCAAUCCUCUUUACUGAAUUGGGGUUGCAACCAUUUUCUCCGAUCACCUCCGCCGUGUUUGUUGAGCUGUGCGCUCCGGCGAGAACUUUCUGGUCAAACUAUUAAUCCGUUGGAAGAGAAGCCGAUUUCAACUGAGUCAUAACAAUGCCGAACUCCCUUCAACUUCUUCAUGAGCUCUGUAUUCAGUUUUCGGAACCAAUCAUCAAAUCCCUUUCGAAAAUCUGCGAUAAACCUUCAGAGGGGUCGAAUGUCUCUGUUAAAGCCAUUCUUGAAUCCCUUCUACCUCGAAAAACCUCAGUUUCAGUUAAUCCUUCUGAGGAUGAUAUUUACUCCUCCAUCAAAGAUUUCGCACUAGCAUGUGCUUUAAUAUUGUCUUCCCGUUCCUCGACCUUUGAUCUUCUUUCAUGGAUUCCGGAAGACCUCUCACUUGCUGCCGAGUCAGCGUUUCGAAUGCUCUCGAAAGCGUAUGCCUCUGCAUCCUGCGAUGGGUUUUCGAAGAACAUUGAGGAGCUGGGUUUAGAUUUUAGUUUGAUACCGGAGGAGAAAAGAUUGGUGGUGGAAAUCAUUCCUAAGGUGCUUCCGUUGUUGAAGGAGAGGAUUAAGGAGAGCUCUAUAGAUAAAUCUGACGAGGUUGAUGAGGUUUCCGCUGCAUCAGCGAGGGUGCCUGUGGGGUUUGCUAUUGUUGCGGCCCAUCAACUUGGAUGGUUCAUUACUCAGAUUGAUUAUCCACAUUUAGGGAAGUUGUGUAAUUUGGUGAUUCCUUGUGCACUGACUGCUCUUGAUCACUGGUCACCGGAAGUCAAAGGGCAGGGCAUGGUUAGCUUUAUACAUCUUGCAAAAAAUGUCAAUGCUGCAGAGCUUGGUCGGUACGAUGAUGUGAUUCUUGAUGCGUGCUGCUCAAAUGUCCCUUCAAGUGAUGAGAUAUGGCCUUACGUUGUCGAAAUGUCGGUUCUUCUUGCAACUAGCAUUCAUAAAAUGAAUCCCCGUAGCUCAUGGAUUGAAAGGAUGGUUAAUGAAAUGUUGGGUCACUUGGAGCGGCAGCCAAGAAACAAGGAACGCCGUAUUGCAUGGCUUCAACACAUUGAACCUCUUUUCAACUGUAUGGGUUUGGUGUUGUUGGCUCAUACAAGGCGCAUAUUUCCACUUUUCUUCCAGUGGAUGAAUGCUGAAGAUGAUGAAACCACUUUACUAGUUCUACAGAGAAUACAAACAGUUGUGAGGUUAACAUGGAUAAGGAAUACGCCAUAUGUUGAAAGAUUGGUGGAUGAGCUUGCACUGUUAUACGAAAAGGCCGAAUCAAGAACUUUUGGUGAUGCAAUCAGAAAGCAUGUCGUUGAUGCACUUAUCCUGCUCCAACAGAGCAAAGGCGUGCAGUUUCAAGCAGCUUGGAACAAGCACAAGGAUCAUCAAAACUUGGUUUCGCUUACUACAUCUUUAACAGGAUUGAACAUCACAGAUUGUGUUGACUGUUAAGCCUUAGCAUAUUAUAGUUAGUGGGGACUCAAUAAUCUGAAGAAUCAGUGCAAAUUCUUCCCAUGAAUCCAGAGCUGGUUGGCAGUGCCAAAGUAUUUUUGGUUGGAGAAGUUUCUGGAGUACAGAGUUUCUUGACUUUUUUUUUUAUUCCCUUUUUCUUGCCAUUGAUUGCCUUUUUAUUCUUAUGUAAGUUAGUUUUUUCUAUUUUUUUUUAUAAAAAAACUCAGUACAGAAUAUAUUAGCUACAUGUAUAAAAUUAGUGCAUUUUUUAAUUUAUUACCUUGUCUCAA